ACUUUUAAUUUGUGCUGUCAAACUUUAUUUACAACCUCUUCGUACACAGACAGGGAAAUCAAUGCAAGGAACGUCGACAUUGACGUACAGACUCUACGCGACAUAUAAUAAAACUUAGCAUUUCGUUAAAUACAGCAUAUUUCACGUCUAAGAAUGUUAAAUAUUCACUACAUUUUAGACCCCGCAUACCGAAUGUGUCGUCACACAAUUGCUUCCUGUUUCCGGUUGGCCUCUUCCGUCUUCGGGACCCACGUGUGCCUGGUUUCUGCAGCAGUUGAGCAGCUAAAACCAUUAUUUUGUAUUAUACUGUACAUUAUAAACAUGCGACCCUUAACGGAUGAUGAAACCAAGAUCAUGUUUGAAAAACUUUCAAAGUAUAUUGGGGAAAAUAUUAAGCUGUUAGUGGAUCGACCAGAUGGGACAUACUGCUUCAGACUUCACAAAGAUCGCGUGUUUUAUAUAAGUGAAAAGAUUUUGAAAUUGGCCACCAAUAUAUCUCGGGAUAAGCUGGUGUCAGCAGGCACCUGCUUUGGGAAAUUCACUAAGACCCAGAAAUUCCGCCUCCACAUCACUGCGCUGGACUUUUUGGCUCCUUAUGCAAAGUUUAAAGUGUGGGUGAAGCCCGGGGCGGAGCAGUCCUUCUUGUAUGGAAACCACAUUCUCAAGUCCGGCCUCGGCAGAAUUACGGAGAACACGGAACAGUACCAGGGAGUGGUGGUAUACUCUAUGGCAGACGUUCCAUUGGGGUUUGGAGUGGCAGCAAAGUCCACACAGGUGUGCCGGCAUGUGGACCCAAUGUCCAUCGUGGUGUUCCAUCAGGCAGACAUCGGGGAAUACAUCCGAUGUGAGGAUACUCUCACUUAAGACUGCAGUGAGGACUGGGGAGAGUGUGCAAAAUGGACUGGAUCUCCACAAACGAACUGUUUUGGGAUCGUCAGCAUGGACAGUUGAUUUGCGGCCGGUCUGCCUGGUGCACCUCCUAUUGUCACUUUCUGCGGUUUCACCAGGAAUUUCUGUCAUAACCCAAUAUUCUUCUUGACUGAAAUAAAACUUUUUUUUUUUUAACGUAA
Paramormyrops kingsleyae is the source of this 1070-nucleotide messenger RNA. It is a transcript of the gene nip7, whose product is annotated as NIP7 nucleolar pre-rRNA processing protein. Gene Ontology annotation, molecular function: RNA binding. NCBI's taxonomy places the organism in Eukaryota, Metazoa, Chordata, Actinopteri, Osteoglossiformes, Mormyridae. The record is from RefSeq and is a predicted model, not a curated record.